CACAGAUAAUCCCAGUCCGUAACGAGUCGACGCGCGGUAAACAUGGUGGAGUGCAGAUUUUAUUUAUAACGUGAAAUUAAUAGUCUUUAUUGGAAUGCACUGAACAACAGAAGAAAUGUUCGUAUUCUAAUUUUGUGGGUGUGACACCAUAUGGAGAUCAAUUUACACAGCGGAAUGGUGUCAGAAAUUUCAGCUAUGAAUGAGAAAAAAUCUGCAAUGAUUCUGUUUUAAAUGUGUCAUUUCGGUUAUGUACAGUCUAUGAUGAUCUGUGUGCUACGAUUCAAACUGAGGACCUCCCGAGUACAAAGAACUACUGGUGGUAAACACAGUGCGAACUUCUGUUCCUGAAUUUUGGUUGCAAAGGUCUAUGAUGGCAGUACAGAUUCUAGACGAAAACCACUUGGCUAUCUGCGCCAUUGUGACUGUGACCAUGCAACUGAUAUUCUUUGUAAUAGCUGCCACCUUCCAGUUGGACAAGCUGACUGACUUUGCCGGUGGUACCAACUUCAUUAUUCUGGCGCUACUCACCCUGUUCCUGGCACAGACUUACGACAAUCGACAAUUAAUGGUGACUGCGUUCAUCUGUCUCUGGGGUGUCCGUCUGUCGGGAUACCUGCUUUAUCGUAUUCUCAAGAUAGGCCGUGACAAACGUUUCGAUGAUAAACGCAGUAACGUGAUUCGAUUUGCUGUCUUCUGGACUUUUCAAGCUAUCUGGGUGUAUGUAGUGAGUCUUCCAGUGAUCUUUAUUAACUCCCCUCACAAUUCAAUUCCUCCAGCUACAAGGACAAUGACAACGCUAGAUUCUGCUGGAACAGGACUUUUUGUUAUCGGUCUGCUGGCAGAAACGUACGCCGAUCUUCAGAAAUUUCAGUUCCGCCAGGAUCCUGCUAAUAUUGGAAAAUGGUGUAACGAUGGCUUGUGGAGGUUAUCUCGUCAUCCCAAUUACUUUGGUGAGAUAGUGCUGUGGUGGGGGAUCUUCAUUAUAUCGUUGAAUGUUCUCGAUGGGUUGGAGUAUUUUGCCAUUCUGUCUCCGAUAUUCACAACGCUCAUCAUUCUCUUCCUGUCCGGAAUGCCUCUCUUGGAGAAAUCGUCAGACGACAAAUAUCGAGACAAUGUGGAGUACCGCUACUACAAAGCAUCCACAUCACCUCUAAUCCCAAUACCCCCCUCCUUCUAUGUUGAGGUUCCUAGGUUUUUGAAGUUUCUGCUAUGCUGUGAAUAUCCACUCUACGAUUCACUGGAUAUCCCGGUUCUAGCAACGAUCACCGAGUCCACUAGCAUCUCGCCGGUCCAAUCACAAACAUAGCUACAGCAGUCGGCUAGUCGCGAACCAGCGACUAGCUUCAAUAAGGCAACGGGAAGUAUUACCACCAUUUUGUGAUGAUCUGGUCUCAUCUUGUCAAUUACAAGUGUCAAAAUAUGUUAUUCAACUGAUUUGCAUUUGAGAGUACAAACAAGGAAGGUCGAGCAGAAAUCCAAAGAAGGUUGGCCAAAACAGUAAAAGAAACUGUAUCGGUACUCGGUUCUGUCAAUGGCAAUAUAACGACAUAUCCAGUGCAUAAAAUAUCUGCUUAAAGUUGUGAAAUAUGUAAGAAAUUACACAGAGUACAUCCAUUUUGCAUUACCA
Zootermopsis nevadensis is the source of this 1627-nucleotide messenger RNA. RefSeq lists its product as uncharacterized. Lineage: Eukaryota; Metazoa; Arthropoda; Insecta; Blattodea; Termopsidae. The record is from RefSeq and is a predicted model, not a curated record. Gene Ontology annotation, cellular component: membrane.